UUGAUGUUUGGUUUUGCGGCUUGUGGACGGUGUGUCGUACAUCGGUGAUGCAGCAUGGCGUCGGCCUGCGUGUUCAAGUUGCCGAGAGAUGACGGCGUGUAUGGCGGUGCUGCACGACGGUGGAGGUCCGAUCAUCCCUGGGGCAGUCGGUUUGUGUGCUUGCAUUUGACUGUUUGGAUGAUCGUUGCACGUCUGUCCCCGUAUUCCGGACAGGCUCAGCUGCAGCGUGGCCAGCCUGCCGUCUGUGACAGGCGCGUGUGCGUGUGUUGCAGAGCGCGGGCGCGGCGCCGUCGCCACUGGGUCAGAUGCCGCCCGGCGAGCUGCAGGGUGCCAUGCCUCCCGGUUUCUUCCCGAACUCCAACAUGCGGCCGUCGCCGCAGUCUCACCCGUCGUCACAGUCGUCACCGCACGCGCCGCCCGGCCAGCCGGUGCCGCACGGCACCAUGAUCGCGUCACAGUACAUGUCUCCUCGGUUUCUGGGCGGGCCCCGGCCGGGUGUGAGAAUGCCCGGCAACAUGGCGGAGUUUAACGGGCCGCCGGGCCAGCCGAUGAUGCCCUCCAGUAUGGACCCGACGCGGCCAGGCGGAGACGGCGAGUAUUUAGGUUGGCAAGGAGGUCCACCGGGUAUGGGACCUCGCAUGGUGGGCCCGCGGGGCCCGAUGGGCCCGGGCAUGGGUCCGAUGGGUCCGGGCAUGCAGGCGUACGGUCCGCCGGGCAUGCGGGGCCCGCCACCGAACGCGCUGGGGGCCGGGCCCCGGCCAGCCCACAAGACCCACGGCCCGGCCGGCGACCCCAUGUACGGCAUGAUGAAGCCCGUGCCCGGCGGCGCGCCCUCCAUGCACGGCACUGUCGCUGUCACCGGCGACGAUGCCGACGCGAAGCAUCACCGGGUGCAAAGACGCUGA
This is a messenger RNA of Pollicipes pollicipes, 905 nucleotides long. Its product is annotated as single-stranded DNA-binding protein 3-like. The record is from RefSeq and is a predicted model, not a curated record. The transcript has 8 exons. Lineage: Eukaryota; Metazoa; Arthropoda; Thecostraca; Pollicipedomorpha; Pollicipedidae. The coding region runs from base 306 to 905 and encodes 199 amino acids.